Molecule: messenger RNA, 3424 nt
Organism: Gastrolobium bilobum
Lineage: Eukaryota; Viridiplantae; Streptophyta; Magnoliopsida; Fabales; Fabaceae
Product: filament-like plant protein 5
Exons: 6
Coding region: 117-3188 (1023 amino acids)
Source: RefSeq, a predicted model, not a curated record
GGAGCCAACACAGCCAUUCAAAUCUAACCCCCAUUUCCAUUCUGCUUUCCUUGUUUCCAUCACAGAAACUGAAAAAACCUCAUUCUUUUUUCUUCUUUUUGGGGUACAAUUCUGAGAUGGACCGCAGGGGUUGGCUCUGGAAGAAAAAAUCAUCUGAUAAAAUCAUACAAGCUGAGAAACCAGUGGCUACAUCUGAAUCUGUUGGUUCUACCUUGUCUUCUGUGGCACAUCUAGUGGAUCAGGACAACUGCAAAAAUAAGAACUAUGUUCAAAUAUCAAUGGAGUCAUACACACGUAUGUCUGGAUUGGAAGAUCAAGUUCUAAACUUUAAGGAUCAAGUAAAAGCUUUGGAAGCAAAGCUAUCUGCAGCUUACUCAGAGCUAAAUACCAAGGAUAAUCUAGUUAAACAACAUGCAAAAGUUGCUGAGGAAGCAGUCUCAGGUUGGGAGAAAGCUGAUGCAGAAGUUGUUUCCUUAAGACGUCAACUUGAAUCUAACACUCUCUCAAAGCUUACUGUUGAUGAGAGAGCAUCUCACUUAGAUGGAGCUCUAAAAGAAUGCAUGAGGCAGAUAAGAACUGUAAAGGAGAUAAGUGAGCAGAAACUGCAGGAGGUGAUUCUUAUGAAAUCCCAGAAGUGGGAGAAAAUCAAGUUAGAGCUUGAAGCAAAAAUAGAUAAAUUGGAUGAAGAACUUCUUGAGAAAGCUGGUGAAAAUGCUGCCCUUCUGAGAUCACUUCAAGAGAGUUCGAAUAAAAUAGUGAAAUUAAAAGAAGAAAAGUCUGAAGCUGAGGCUGAAGUAGAGCUUUUAAAGAAGAAUGUUCAGUCAUAUGAAAAAGAAGUAACUUCAUUGAAGUAUGAGCUGCAUAUAAUUUCUAAGGAGCUGGAUAUCCGAAAUGAAGAGAAGAAUAUAAUUAUGAGAUCAGCAGAAGUGGCAAACAAACAACACGCAGAGGAUGUUAAGAACAUUGCCAAGCUAGAGGGUGAGUGCCAACGACUUCGUGGUUUGUUGCGAAAGAAGUUACCUGGACCUGCUGCAUUGGCACAAAUGAAGCUAGAAGUUGAGACUUCACACCAACAUCUAAGAAAAACUUAUUUAAAAACUGAUAGUCUGCAAGAAUCUGACUUUCUUUCCAAACAAUUGGAGGUGUUGGAAGACGAAACGAAGACAUUGAAAGAAGCUUUGGCCUCAAGUAAUACUGAACUUCAGGCUUCUAGAAACUUGUAUGCUAAAACGGUUGGCAGACUUAAGAGCUUAGAAGCAGAGUUACAGGUUUUUCAUCAAGAAAGAAGCGCCCAGAAAUCAAUUUUUCCAAUCAAUUAUGGAACCUCCUCAAGUAGAAUUUCUAGCAGUCCACCAAGCAUCACUUCUAUAUCUGAUAAUUGGCAUGAGGAUCCAGAAAGUCCGGUUGAGUCUUGUGCAGCCUCAAUUCCUGACCAUGCUGAUAUCAAGGGAGUUAGAACCAUAGGUAAAUUUGAGAAUCACAAGAUUGAAACUAUCUCAGAACUGAUGGAUGACUUUCUGGAAGUGGAGAAAAUGGCAUGUUUGUCAGAAAAUGGCAAUGUGCUACCUUGUAAGCAAAAGGCUAGCUGUUUGUCAUCAAAUCAAAAUUGUUUUGACGCCACAAACCCAACAAUGGAGCCAAAUGCUGACAAUGACUAUCUUCCCAUUUUGAAUAGGCUUCAAUCUAUAAUUUCAAUGAUCACUAAUUCUGAAACAAAAGACUCAAAGCUUUUUGAGGAUCUUCAAGGUACCAUAUGUGAAUUAAAAGGUUACCUCCCAAGAACUUCAGACUGCCCUCUCUAUUUGAAAUCCAAUCCUAAUAAUGAUGAUUCUUCCUAUCAGCAGUCUUUCAAGACUAACAUGCCAGUGACUGAAGAUAGUAAAGUUUACACUGAAUUUGGGGUUACUGAACAUCACGAUUUGGCAGCUGCGGUCUCUUCAAUUCACCGUUGCAUACUAACACUGGGAAGAGAAGCUUCUCGACUUCAGGGAAAUUGUUACAAUGGACACAAGUUGGAUGCACACUCGGAAGAGUUCUCUUCCUCUCUUAAUCAAUUGAUUACAAACAAAGCAAGUUUAGAGUUUGUUCUUAAACUUUCUCAUGCUUUAACCAAAACAAUUGAAUCACAUUUGAAUUAUUUGGGCUGUAAAGGAAAGAGAGUGGAUGUUAACAGUUCUGAUGGUUUAGACACAUUCAUUCCAAACGAAAUGCAUUUUAAUAAAGAUGGCUGUUUUCCUCAAAUCUGUUCAAUUUCUGAGGUUCCCGAAGAAGAAGUGAAUCCAGGUUCUGAAUUGAAUUUUAUAUCCUGUAAGUACUCAUCACAAGAUUUCAAACAGAUGGAGUCAGAGAAAGAUGAUAAGGCAGCUGAACAUGAUCAAUACAUGCAAGAUCUUGUGGAAAAAAAGCUUUUGUUGCAGGAAAAGGUGCAGCUUAUAGCAGAACUGAAAGCACAAUUGGCUUCAUGUCAUAAAUCACACAGCUUGGCUGAGAUUCAGCUGAAAUGUAUGACAGAGUCUUACAAGUCACUUCAAACACAUGUAGAGGCGUUAGAAGCUGAAAAUAAGUUUUUAAAGGAAAAGAUAGAUGAGCUAAAGACUGAUCUUUCCAAGGAAAAACAAGAUCAUCAUGAUGCCUUGGCGAGGUACAAAGAAAUUGAAGAGAAAAUGAAAAGGGACAAGUGCUUGGUGUGUGCAUCAAAUUCGGCAGCAGAUAAUGGCAUCAAUACUGGGAAGGAUAAAGAACUAGCAGCUGCAGAGAAAAAGCUGGCAGAAUGUCAGGAGACUCUGCAUGUACUUGGUAGGCAAUUGCAAGCUAUGUGCCCUAAGAUAGGCGUAAAUAUGUCUCAUCAUAGUAAAAGGCUACAAAUGAAUGAAAUGUUAGUUAAACCCACUUAUGGCUGGUCAAAUUCUUUUGGUUCCUGUAACUCAAAUGAAAUUGAUCAGGCUGAGGCAUGUAGUGUAUCUUCUGACAUUCAAGGAGUGAAUGAUGAAUUUUCAUCACAGAACUGUGGUUCCACAUCAUGUCUUUCAGACACUGAAGGCAACUUUUCAUUGAAUUCUUCAAUAGGCUCAAGCCAGCCUGGUUAUAUGCUUACUGAAACAAAUUCCUGUUCUUCUGCUUCUGCUACAGGGAAGCAUGUACAUGUUUUGAGCCACUUCUUUUCAUCAAAAGAGAAGACUAGUCACUAGCAUUGUUUGUUACUUCUCAACUAUCAGUGGAAGCUCCACGAUUAUGUUGUAUAUAGACUAUAUAGUAAAACUUCUUGGAGACUGAUGUUUCUGUCUGUAAUUCUCCUCAAUAUUUUGAAUUAGAUAAACCUUUAUUCUUAUUGAAGCACUUAGAUUCCAUGAAUCUGUGAGACUUCACCAAUCUGGCUGUAAAAUGUAACGAUGUUCUCCCUUUUUUUUUCCUUCAUGCCUACUUC